AAGCUCAGAGUAAGCCUUAUUACUCGGACUACUCCCCCACUCGUCUCCUCAUCCACAAGAUGUGCACCUCCCAGUAUCUGGACCUCUUCAUUACCAUCGUCAUCGCACUCAAUGUCAUCACCAUGGCGAUGGAACACUACCAGCAGCCAAAGGUAGGAUCUGAGCAAUGAUGGGGUUUGUAGUUUUAAGGUAGUGGAUUUGUAGUCGGUUAGUUAUCACCAUGGCCCCUCAGAAAGCACAGACGAAGAUUCCCAUGACAGCCUAGUUUGUAUUCGUUCCCACAUAGUCCAACAUCAUUACUCUGAGAUUUGUAGUUAGUUUGCCUGCACAAAAGGAAAUGAGAAAAGUUAUUUCAAUUCUUCAGGGGAUUUUCUCCACAUUACAUAAAGUAAUACAAACAAUUCAUGAACUAAACUCCCACGCAAAAUAUGUCUCGAUGAAUUGUCAUUGUUUAUUAUCAGCCGCAUUGUGAUUCGUGAUGAAAACAGCUUGAGUUUUUCGAUGAAAUUACCAUGUGUCCAGACAGCUUAUGCAUGAGAAAUAGAUAUAGAGAGAAAGAGAGAGAGAGAGAGAGAGAGAGAGAUAGGAGGAGAGAAGAGAGAGAGAAAGAGAUAGAGAGAUAAGAGGAAGUAGAGAGAGAGAAUAGCGAGAAAGAGAGAGAUCAGAGAUAGAUUAGGAUGCUGUAAGUGUGGCCCAGAGUAGAGCAGAGUCAGUAAAGAGAGCAGAGUCAGUAAAUCCCUAUAGAGUUAGUUGUCUGAUCUUCUCACCACAUGCCUACUAGGAAAAGGUAACUUUUUACAUGGAGAUGGGCAUCGUGCAAUUCCCCCAGGCUACAAGACACUUUUAUAUACCGACAGCCUUUUCAGAGAGAAGGAGAGAGAGGGAGAGGAGGGAGAGAGAGGGCGAUGGUAGGGUGUUGAAAAUGGCUGACUCUGGGAAAAUGUUUACUUUGGGAGAGUAAGACGUCAGAGAGAGACCAUGUAUACAGUAGCUACAACCUAUGGAAUACUGUACUGAUAACCCUCCCUCCCUCCCCCCCCUCCCUCCCUCUCUCCAGGAGUUGGACGAGGCGCUGAAGAUCUGUAACUACAUCUUCACCAUCGUCUUCGUCCUGGAGUCUGUCUUCAAGCUGGUGGCCUUUGGCUUCCGACGUUUCUUCAAGGACAGGUCAGAGGUCACACUUUGUCUCAGAGUAGGCGUGCUGAUCUAGGAUCAGUUUUGCUUUUUAGAGCAAAGCUCUCGUAUAUGGAAAGGGGGAAAUGCUUUGUGAAUAUGGGCCCAGAUAUGGUCCCAGAUUCCCUCAGAAGCAUGUUCAGGUGACGCAGAGAUGAUGGGUGUGAGUUAGUGUGCUGUGGAAAGGUGCAGUGGUGGAUAGCUCACUCUCAGUUAGGCCUUUCUGAAUACAAGCUGCCUCGUUAAACACUAGUAAAGCACACUGCCUCGGAUUAUAUCAUAGCUUUAAAAUCCUUGGCUUCCAACUGAACAACACAAACACACACACACACACAUACACACGCAAUCACACACAAGAGCAUGUACACACGUGCACACACACACAGAUGCACACACACAUGCAGCCAUGUACACACACGCAAACACACACAGGACUACGUACACACACACACGCACUCACUAUACAAUCAGUGCAGACGGUGUGAGUUUGCAGUGGACCUUGUAACCGCGAGGCCUAUGAUAUCAUCUGUGGUUGCCAGAUUAGACCAUUAACCCCCGGCAGAGAUCCAGAGUGUCACAUCACACACACACACACACACACACACACACACACACACACACACACACACACACACACACACACACACACACACACACACACACACACACACACACACACACACACACACACACAGAGGCAGCCAGGUCCCCCGGGGGUCCAUCUGAAAAUGUAAUUGUGUUUAAAGUGAUUUGCUGUAGUGUUGAUUCAUGCAUUCUGAGUGGUUAGACACUGACGUAUCGAGUGGCGUCGGACCCUGCCCUCAGAGAACACACAUACACACACACUGGACCCUGGCAGAUGAAGAAAUAUUGAAAAUAUGAUGAAUUGGCAGACAUGCUCAACGAUGGCAGGGGGGUUAGGAGUUAGACCACAACACACAAACACACCCACACACACAUACACACACACACACACACACACACACACACACACACAUACAUUUCUGAUGGAGCAGAAGUGGAAAAACGUUUACUCUGCUUAGACACAUUGUGUUCUCAUCACCCUCUUUCCAAGACAGAACAGUUCUGCUCGACUUGGAACAGCAAGUUAAUAAUGAUCUUAUGGGGUUUGUUCUGCCAUAUCUAAAAUAAUCUUGGUGGGAAAGUGUAUCAGUGAUUUCUCUCACCAUGUUACUGUAUAACUUUGCUCUAAUGAAACACCUUAGAUGGCCCAGGGCCUCUGACAGAUCCUUGGCUUGUCUCACACACUAACACACUAACUUAAGACCUCCCAAGGCCUGAGGUUUUCUCCAGAUUUCCAUCCUUAUCUUGUUGGCUCACCUUUGAGUAAAGGGACCCUUAUUAUGCACACAUGUGUUAUUGGUGUGUGUAUAACAUGCCCUUGAUGUGUGUGUGUAUAGGUGGAACCAGCUGGACCUGGCCAUAGUGUUGUUGUCUAUCAUGGGUAUCACUCUGGAGGAGAUUGAGGUUAACGCAUCCCUGCCCAUCAACCCUACUAUCAUCAGAAUCAUGAGAGUGCUAAGGAUAGCACGAGGUACACACACAUGCACACACACACAUAUACACACAAACAUACACAUCACAGGAGGCCGCUGAGGGGAGGACGGUUCAUAAUAAUGGUUGGAACGGAGCUAAUGGAAUGGUAUCAAACACAUGGAAACCAUGUGUUUGAUGUAUUUGAAAUCAUUCCACUUAUUCUGCUCCAGACAUUACCACGAGCCCGUCCUCCCCAAUUAAGGUGCCACCAACCUCCUGUGAUACACAUACAUACACACUUUCUUUCUAUCUCUUCUCUCUUUAUUUUGUAUCUCUCUAUCUCUCUCUCUCUUUCUCCACACACACACUCACACACACACUCAUACACGCACACACACUCACACACGCACACGCACAUACACACACUAAAUUUGCCUCCUGUACUGUCCUGCUGUUUUAAUAUGGGUUGUAAAGCAGCGGUAGGUAUUCCAGGGACUCCCUUCUUUGUCAUUUUUGCGUGGCGGGUCAUAGAGCUUCCCUGGUGAGGUGCAACGAGACCAGAUGGCACUGGGAACAAAGUCACCUCACAAACACAGGACUGAGACGGAGAGAGAGAGGAGCUCCGGGAGACAGACUGGGAGACAGACUGUGAGACAGACUGGGAGACAGACUGGGAGUCACACCGGGAGACAGACCGGGAGACAGACCGGGAGACAGACCGGGAGACAGACUGGGAGAGGGAGAAUAGAGGGAACAGAAAUGUAUGGAAAGAAAAGAGGGAAGAGCAGAAGAACAUAGACGCUGCAAGAGACAGCACUGCUCAUCUGCUUCUCUCUGAUUACUGCUCAAUAAAGAGAGGAAAGAUAGGAGAGAGGGUAAACUGAUUACUGUCUGUGUAAAGAAAGGAGGGCAAGAUUAGAGAGAGUGGAGGAAAGAGACAGAGUUAGAAGAGUAAAGAGAACGUACUGAGAGAGGCAGAAGGAAAACAUGGCCGCUCAUCUGCUUUGGGCUGAUUACUGUCUGUGUAAAGAAAGAAGAGGGCAAAAUGUGAAAGAGCGGAGGAUGAUAGGAAGAGGUAGAGGAUGAGGAGAGGUAGAAGAAAGGACAUAAUGAUGAGAGAGGGAUGAGAGAGGUAGAGAAGCUCAUCUGUUCAGUCUGAUGACUGUGUGUGUAAUGAAAGAACUAGCGGUGGGAGUCCUCAUUGAUUAUUAUCACACAGGACCCUAAGGGUGUGUGUGUGUGUGUGUGUGUGUGUGUGUGUGUAUGUUUAAUUAAAGUUGUAGCCGUCCUUCACUGUUACCAACGGCAAUUAACCCUGCCUCCUCCGCCACUGCCCUGUCAGUGACAUCAUCAGACUGCGACCCCAGACAUCAUCACAGAGUGCAACCUCGAUUAGUAUCUCACAGAAUAUGUUUUACUACAGUUAUUCCCAAAUAUCAUUAUUUUCUCUCUCUGUGUGUCCUCAGUGCUGAAGCUACUGAAGAUGGCAGUGGGGAUGAGAGCGUUGCUGGACACUGUCAUGCAGGCUCUGCCUCAGGUAAAGUACAGUAGAAGUACUACCACCAGAUCACUAUGCAUGUUCUUCCGGUCUAAGACAUUUAGCCUUAUCACAUUUAGCCUUUCCAUUGGCUUUAUGGUUGCAUCAGCCAUUUGACUUACGCCCAUCCGAUUCCAUUACUAAUCUUCCUCACCUUCUACUAUAAUAUUAAUCUCUCUCCAUGUUUAUUCCAGGGUACUCCUUGGGAAUGCCCUUCAGACAGGAAUCCUUCUUCCUUACUAACCCAUUUAAGGAAAUUCCUAAAUCUACACUAGUCUAUCCCCAUGAGUUCUCUAUAUCCUCCCCUACUCCAUUUCCCAUGAGUCUCUGUUUUCACUCUGGGGCCUCAUCUGCAUAACCCAUACCCUAUGGAGGAACAGCUGUACCGAUUGGCUGGGUGUUUCUGAUGCAGAAAUAGCGAUGGAGAAAGGGAAGAACUGAUACAAUAGGUAGAAGGGGGGAAGAGUUUUGAAAGAGGAGAGAGAUAGAUAAGAGACAGCGAAAUAGAGAUGAAGAGAGAGGAUGUGAGGCUGCUAGAUGCUGUCGCUGCCAAUUCUCUCUAAAGCUCAGAUUGGAGAGAGAGAGAGAGAGAGGAGAGAGAGAGAGAGAGAGAGAGAGAGAGAGAGGAGAGAGAGAGAGAGAGAGAGAUAGAGCAGAGAGAGGGUACAUUUUGAGCUGCAGGCUACAGUGUUAAAUCCUUCAGAGCUUGUCAUAUCUACAUAAUUAAUAAUGAUAAUAACUUAGACAUUUUUUGGGUCAGCUGAGAUUAGCUUUGGAGUACAUUUUAAAGCUCUAUGCUUACUGUACCCGACCUGGGUAUAAACCCUCUACCUCGCUAUUGCCUUAUCUCAAUUCACUCUGGGUCGUUCCACGAAAUGAGUGUAUUUUGCAUCCCUUUGACAUUUUAAGUAGAAAUUGUGCACCAGUAAUGCAUUUUAAAGGCCUGUUAUAUUCAAUAAAGUGCCCUUUAAUAUAGACCACAUGGAUAAUUCAAUCAAUCUGAAAUUCAGCAUUUUCACGUCCCUCCGUGCACCCUCUGUGACUUCUAGGAAGAUUUUAAGAUGAUUAUUUAUUAGUGAUUUUUUAAGGUCAACCCUGUUAUGUGAACUGAACUCUCGUUGUAAUAUAUUGAAACUAUUACUUGUAAAAAAAAAAAAUUUAAGAAACAUUUAACAUCUAAUAGUCAUAUCAUAGUGUAAAAGUAGGUGAGCUGGUUCUACUCUUUUUCGCCAUUUGCUGAUGUUUUGUGGUGGAAAACUGAGCGGGUCGAGCAUAACACGUCAACCUCGUUACUCACAGAGAGACAGGAUUUUUUUGUGAAGCUUGCAUUGAAUUGCCACUCCCUGUUGCACACAACAAGCUUCCAUUCCCCCUGUCACAAGGGGAUUUAUGGCUGAUUAAAGAUGAAAUCUUCAACCCUGUUAUGGUCAACCCUGUUACUAUAUUUGGCACUUAAUAGGCACUUACUAUAGUAUUUUUUUUUAUUUAACCCCUUGAGAUGGGAAAAUAUGUUUUAUAUGAAGUUUAACAUGUGCUCCUCUCCUCUCCUCUCCUCUCCUCUCCUCUCCUCUCCUCUCCUCUCUCUCCUCUCCUCUCCUCUCCUCUCCUCUCCUCUCCUCUCCUCUCCUCUCCCUCCUCUCCUCUCCUCUCCCUCUCUCUCUCCUCUCCUCUCCUCUCCUCUCCUCUCCUCUCCUCUCCUUUUUCAUUCCUCUCUCUGCUCUCCCUUUCUCCUCCCUCAUCCCCUCUCCUCUCUCAUCCCUCUUUCAUCCCCUCUCUCAUCCCUCUUUCAUCCCCUCUCUCAACCCUAUUUCAUCCCCUCUCUCAUCCCUAUUUCAUCCCUCUCUCAUCCCUCUUUCAUCCCCUCUCUCAUCCCUCUUUCAUCCCCUCUCUCAUCCCUCUUCAUCCCUCUCUCUCUCAUCCCUCUUUCAUCCCCUCUCUCAUCCCUCUUUCAUCCCCUCUCUCAUCCCUCUUUUCAUUUCUCCCUCUUUCAUCCCUCCUCAUCCUCUUUCAUCCCCUCAUCCCUCUUUCAUCCCCUCUCUCAUCCCCUCUCCUCUCCUCUGUCUCAUCCCUCUGUGGUCUUUCUACAGGUGGGGAAUCUGGGUCUUCUCUUCAUGCUGCUCUUCUUUAUCUUCGCAGCACUGGGAGUGGAACUGUUUGGUGACCUCAGUAAGGACACUACACACACACACACACACACACACACAUACACACACACACACACACACACACACACACACACACACACACACACACACACACACACACACACACAGCUGCUCUGGGUAUAAAAUAUUCUCUGCUGGGGCUUAAUUCACAUUAGGUCUUAAUUGCUUUCUUUUGAUUCCUUUGUUGAAAUAAUUUAUUGAUUUCACUAAUUGUGGCUUUUAGCUUCCAGAUAAAUAUAAUUAUUUCACCGUGAUUAUGAUUUAAUUGGAAAGCUCUCUGUUACUGUGGAACACACACACCCAGCUCUCUCAUUUUCCCUCUCCCUCUCUCCGUUUCUCCGUCAGUUUGUGAUGAGCUGCACCCAUGUGAGGGCUUGGGGCGCUACGCUACUUUUAAGAACUUUGGCAUGGCUUUCCUGCUGCUGUUCAGAGUUUCUACAGGAGACAACUGGAACGGCAUUAUGAAGGUGAGACUGGGCCACCAUUUUGGAUCAACUAUUGCUUGUCACCAUUCUGGAUUUACAGUAUACAGUGUCUGUGUUGUGUCUCUUUCUUCAUGUGUUCAUCCACAUAUGUAUCUCCCCUCCAGGACACCCUGCGAGACUGUCAACAGGAGAAUGCAGGCACCUGUUACAACACGGUGGUCUCUCCUAUCUACUUUGUCUCCUUUGUGCUGACUGCCCAGUUUGUCCUGGUCAACGUGGUCAUAGCCGUCCUCAUGAAGCACCUGGAGGAGAGCAACAAAGAGGCCAAGGAGGAGGCAGAGCUGGAGGCUGAAUUAGAGCUGGAGCUCCAGCAUGGAGGAAGGGGAGGGGGAGGCAGUGGGAGAUCACCCCAGCUAAGCCCUCUGUCCCUGGGCUUGGAGGAGGGACCUGGGGGUUCCCCCUGGAGGUCUCCAGAGUGGGAGAUCCAGAGGAGGGGCAGCGUGAUGGAUUCUCCCCCAGCAGAUAUCACUAGAAGAGACUCCAUACACAUCAGCACUGAUCCCCCGCUAGGCCGGGAGCCACCACUAGAGGUGAGUGUGGUUGACACC
Molecule: messenger RNA, 7405 nt
Organism: Coregonus sp. 'balchen'
Lineage: Eukaryota; Metazoa; Chordata; Actinopteri; Salmoniformes; Salmonidae
Source: the annotation of a GenBank genome assembly